GCGACCACGUCAUCACGUAUGCGCUCAUUCGAUGCCUCGUUGGCAGUUGGCACGUCAAAUUAAAAAAAGGUACAGAGAACUUCUCAAAACUAUAUUUAUUGUAACAGUUGAUACUGAAACCACGCCAACUCAGAGUGGCGUUGGAGAUUGCCAUCCCAACUAAGCACAACACAAGCCAAAAUCAAACUCGCUUCUUCCAUGGCCCUUGCCACAAGAUAAGCUUAAUAGUCAAGCCACCUUAAGAGUUGUAUAAGAAAAGUACCCUCUCCCCCUCUCAGUCCAGUGGUAUAAUAGCAAUCACGCACUAGCAAGAAUUGCUUGCGUAGAGAUGUUGCAUUUAAGUUCUUCCAAGAAAAAUGGAACAAGGAAAUUUAGAGCUGCCAGGACAAGUGACGCGGUAUUUCUAUUGCGUCUGCUUACUACUGCUGGGCACUGCUUGCGUCGUCAAUAUUUCAUAACUAUGUUCAAAUUGGCCCACUGAAGCCUCAUGGGGUUCCUCCAUGAUCGGAGCGUGAACCACACUGUCAAAUGCUAUCGCUACGUUCACGUUCUUCCUUCUGUGUAGAUUCUUUGGUUGUAAUCUUGGACUAUGCUUUUGUCUUCAUGGGUUAGACUCAUCAAUCAUUCAGUUUCGCUGUUUCAUUGAAGUUGAAAAAGGAAAAGAAAAAAGAAAAAGAAAAGAAAUCCUGCUUUUUAUAUCCACCACAAUUGAAAACAAAGAGAUAUAUGGACAGAAAGUUAUUUAAUACUGUAAUCUUUAUUGAUCAGAGAAAACAAGAAAUGCCAGAAAAUAAGAGAAUUUUUAACUUUCCCUGUUGGUUCUAGAGGAUGCCACCACCACUACUGAUACAGGAAUGUGGCGGCCGUUUCAAUAAAGGAGCUUAAUAUCUUGAAAUCGAGUUGGAAGGUUGUGAAAUUUUUUGUUUAACAGCAGAAAAGAAAGGAACUUGCACUUGAAAUCGACCCUCACUCUCUCUCAUUGACGAGCAAUUUAACAAAUAUUUGAUCCGUACGUCUUACUUUAAUUGAGAGAAGAUGGUAACCAGAAUGGUGGAUCUUCGGUCCGACACUGUAACUAAACCAACUGAAGCAAUGAGAGCAGCUAUGGCAAAUGCUGAGGUUGAUGAUGAUGUUCUUGGUUAUGACCCAACUGCGUCACGAUUAGAGACUGAAAUGGCCAAAAUCAUGGGCAAGGAAGCAGCUCUUUAUGUUCCAUCAGGCACCAUGGGUAACCUUAUUAGUGUACUGGUGCAUUGUGACGUUAGGGGAAGUGAAGUAAUUCUUGGACACAAUUCUCACAUCCACAUAUAUGAGAAUGGAGGCAUUUCAACUCUUGGAGGUGUGCAUCCCAGGACAGUGCAGAAUAACAAGGAUGGAACAAUGGAUAUUGAUUUAAUUGAAGCUUCAAUUAGAGAUCCAAGAGGGGAGCUUGUUUAUCCAACUACUAGGCUUAUCUGCUUGGAGAAUUCACAAGCCAACUGUGGUGGUAGAUGCCUACCUGUAGAAUAUACAGACAGAGUUGGAGAAUUAGCUAAAAAGCACGGUUUGAAGCUUCACAUCGAUGGGGCUCGCAUUUUCAAUGCAGCAGUUGCACUUGGAGUUCCUGUGCAUAGGCUUGUUGAAGCUGCUGAUUCAGUUUCGGUAUGCCUAUCAAAAGGUUUGGGUGCACCAGUUGGAUCAGUUAUUGUUGGUUCAAAAAGCUUUAUUGCAAAGGCUAGAAUCCUCAGGAAAACAUUAGGAGGUGGGAUGCGACAGAUCGGUAUCCUUUGUGCUGCUGCUUUGGUUGCCAUACAAGAGAACGCUGGAAAGCUUGAGGAUGAUCACCAGAAAGCCAAGACUCUAGCAGAGGGACUGAAUCAAAUCAAAGGACUAAGGGUGGAUGUCGCUGCAGUAGAAACCAACAUUAUAUAUUUGGACAUAGUAGAGGGCUCAAAAUUUACGGCAGAAAAUCUAUGCAAGAACUUAGAAGAACAUGGUGUGCUUGUGAUGCAAGAAGGCCUACUCAGCGUUAGGAUAGUUCUUCACCACCAAAUUUCAGCAAGUGAUGUGCAGUACACUUUAUCAUGCUUCCAGCAAGCUUUAACAAGGGCUCAAGAUGAAAAUGGCAAGUAGUGGAAGAAAUUAUGAGAAUUUCUCCUUGUUAAGAUGAUUUAAGUAAAGUGUUUUACUCUUCAUUUAGAUGUAAACUAUCUUCAUCAGUGUCUUUUAUAUAUAAUGAAUGACUAUAAGACUGAAUCACUUGAAACGCAUGUCUUCAUAAGAAAUCACAGAGCCAUCCAUUAAUAGUACUGCAGAGUAUUAAUGGAACUCUGCAAAGUUUUCUCUCA
Manihot esculenta (cassava) is the source of this 2327-nucleotide messenger RNA. RefSeq names its product probable low-specificity L-threonine aldolase 1. The record is from RefSeq and is a predicted model, not a curated record. The transcript has 12 exons. Gene Ontology annotation, molecular function: L-allo-threonine aldolase activity. Gene Ontology annotation, biological process: glycine biosynthetic process; L-threonine catabolic process. Bases 1036 to 2112 code for a protein of 358 amino acids. Gene Ontology annotation, cellular component: cytosol. Lineage: Eukaryota; Viridiplantae; Streptophyta; Magnoliopsida; Malpighiales; Euphorbiaceae.